Messenger RNA from Suillus fuscotomentosus, 1482 nucleotides. RefSeq names its product cytochrome P450. The record is from RefSeq and is a predicted model, not a curated record. The transcript is spliced from 12 exons. Bases 1 to 1482 code for a protein of 493 amino acids. NCBI's taxonomy places the organism in Eukaryota, Fungi, Basidiomycota, Agaricomycetes, Boletales, Suillaceae. Gene Ontology annotation, molecular function: iron ion binding; monooxygenase activity; oxidoreductase activity, acting on paired donors, with incorporation or reduction of molecular oxygen.
AUGGUAGCUGUCUUAAGCUACAAUCGAAAAUAUUGGCUCAAUCAAUCGCAUCCUCCCCUGCCGCCUGGUCCUACUCCCCUUCCAGUACUGGGAAAUGUUCUCAGUCUUGAUUCCGCUCGGCCUUGGCUGACCUUCAAUGCCUGGAGAUCCACAUAUGGUGACAUCAUCUAUGCUCGUCUCCUCAACAAGCCUGUCAUGGUCGUUAAUUCUGAGGAGGUCGCUAAAGACCUCUUUGAACGGCGUUCAAGCAUAUAUUCAGAUAGACCCCAAUCAAUUGUUUACGAAGCUUUCGCUUCAGAUUUCAACAUGGGGUUCAUGCCAUAUGGAAACAGGUGGCGCCUUCACCGACGAAUCUUUCAUCAGGUAUUUCAUCAAGCUGCUACACCUGCUCAUCAAGCCGUGCAACUCCGUUCCGCCCACAAGAUGCUGUCCAGUCUUCUACAGGAUCCUGACAAUUAUCCAAACCAUUUUCAGAUGUUUACUUUGACAUUUAUGCUGUCUAUAAUAUACGACUGUGAAGCCAAAGCCGAGGACGACCACGUUGCCCACGCCAUUACAAAGUAUGGGGAACUUAUAGUCGAUGGUUUCGCGCCAGCUGCUAUGACAUUGAUGGAAACAUUCCCUUUCCUUUUGAAGCUACCUGCUUGGUUUCCCGGUGCCACAUUUAAGCAAGCAUCACUCAAGUGUAUCCAAGCAGGCCAUGAUGUGAAGGAGAUACCCUUUCAAUAUGUCAAAGAGAGGAUGUCUGCCAAUGACAUGAGGCCGUGCUUGGUAGCUGAUGCUUUGAACAAGACCAGUCAAGAGGACGACGUCUAUACAACUGCAGUUAAGGAGGCUGCUUCCGUUGCAUUCACAGGUAUGCAAACCACUGCCACGUUACUUGUGUUCUUUCUUGCUAUGGUGCUCAACCCGGAGGUACAAGCUAAAGCGCAGGCGGAGAUUGAUCGAGUCGUUGGCAAAGAUAGACUCCCUAAUUUCAAUGAUAGACCAGCAUUGCCUUACCUAGAGGCUGUUUUGCGUGAAACACUUAGGUGGCACCCAGUGAUUCCAAUGGGUGUUCCACACGCAACAACAACCAGUGACAUCUACAAUGGCUAUUUCAUCCCUAAAGGUGUGGCAAUGACACACGAUACAACGAAAUACCCCAGUCCUAACGAAUUCAAACCGGAAAGAUUUUUCCAAGCAGAUGGGUCUCUCAACAACGACAAUAUGCGUUUAGGCUUCGGUUGGGGUCGCCGGAUUUGUGUGGGACGGCAUGUCGUAGACGCCUCACUCUGGAUCGCGAUGGCAAAUUUCCUGGCUUUUUUCUCGGUCCACAAUGCUCUUGAUGAACAUGGAAUGGACAUCCCAGUCGUUCCGAAGUUCACCACUGGUUUCACAGUUCGUCCAGAGACAUUUCCCUGUCGCAUUCUCCAGCGAUUCCCUGAUGCAUCUUUGAAGACGCUGAUGCGUUCGACUAACAUAGGUUCGUUCUAUCGAUAA